CGGAACAAAACUCGAGUUAAUUCGAAUUUUCUUCUCGAAUGAAUUUCAAUAAUGUGUUAACGAAAGAAAAACAAGAAUGAAUCCAAGCGAAGUGGUGUUUUUAGCAGAAAGAAAGCUUGUUACGAUAGUGCCAAAUUUCACUUUCGGUGCGAUACAUUUGAUCUCCGGUACUAUAGGACCAUUUCGUGCUGGUUUACCUGCAAAAGUACCGAUUUGGCUUGCUGUAAAUUUAAAACAACAACAAAGAUGUCGCAUUGUUAAUCCAGAAUGGAUGGAAGCUGAAAGUUUAGAGGAAGUUGCAGAGACAGAGAAAUUGUCCAAAUUGUUCACUAAAAUGCCAAGCAGUCAUUAUAUGGAUGAGGCUCAGCUAUUGCUUAGCGUAGCCAGUGACGAUAUACAUGAGUCAGAAAAAAUAAGGACAGCGAUAAAAGAUAUAUGGGAUUUAAGAAUGUCUAAACUACGAACAUCCGUAGAUUCAUUUAUAAAGAGCGAUAGUUUGCAUGCAAGACUUGAUCAUCUUACCAUGAUGGAAAUCAAUAGUAUACGUCCAUUAUUACCACAUACUUUAGAUCAAAUAUUAAGAAUUCAAUCUAGUAGUAGCGGUACAGGAAGUACUACUGCGUCUCAAUGAAAAUAUUACAUUUUUUUCAUUUAUAAAGCCAAGGAUAAGGAUUAUUAAUAAUAGAAUAUAUAUAUAUAUAUCUUUUUUCUUUUUUUUUUUUUUCUUCAUACGAGUGUUGUAGAAUAGUUUUAUUACUUAAUUUACUUUAUCUCAGUACAUCAUACAGUCACUAGCAUCUCAAUCACAUGUUCUCAUUAUCACUAUCAUUAUUAAAUGCGUAUUUACAGUGGUA
This is a messenger RNA of Vespa crabro (European hornet), 854 nucleotides long. RefSeq names its product probable DNA replication complex GINS protein PSF2 (gene Psf2). The transcript is spliced from 4 exons. Gene Ontology annotation, biological process: double-strand break repair via break-induced replication; DNA replication. Gene Ontology annotation, cellular component: GINS complex; nucleus. Lineage: Eukaryota; Metazoa; Arthropoda; Insecta; Hymenoptera; Vespidae. Bases 77 to 631 code for a protein of 184 amino acids. The record is from RefSeq and is a predicted model, not a curated record.